This is a messenger RNA of Oncorhynchus gorbuscha (pink salmon), 2354 nucleotides long. RefSeq names its product beta-carotene oxygenase 1 (gene bco1). The transcript is spliced from 11 exons. The record is from RefSeq and is a predicted model, not a curated record. Lineage: Eukaryota; Metazoa; Chordata; Actinopteri; Salmoniformes; Salmonidae. The coding region runs from base 88 to 1665 and encodes 525 amino acids. Gene Ontology annotation, molecular function: beta-carotene 15,15'-dioxygenase activity; carotenoid dioxygenase activity. Gene Ontology annotation, biological process: carotene catabolic process; retinal metabolic process.
GUCUAAUAUAUAAACGACACCCUUUUUCGUCUCUCAUAACUUCUAAGGAAGGUAACGCGUGAAUAUUUGUCUUUCAUCUCAAUAAGGAUGGCCUACGACUACGCUAAAAACAUAGAAGAAAGACCUGAUCCAGUGAAGGCGGACCUCAAAGGAAACCUUCCAAGCUGGCUGCAAGGCACGUUGUUGCGUAAUGGGCCAGGCAUAUUCUCAGUGGGGGAUACCACAUACAACCACUGGUUCGAUGGGAUGGCCCUGAUGCACAGCUUUACAUUCAAAGAUGGUGAGGUAAUCUACAGAAGCAGAUAUUUACGUGGAGACACAUAUAAAGACAACAUGGCAGCCAAAAGAAUUGUUGUGUCUGAAAUGGGGACAAUGGCCUACCCGGACCCAGGCAAAAACGUCAUAUCUAGGGUGAUCACCUUUCUUAACCACACGGUCCCAGACUUCACUGACAACUGUGGCAACAAUUUCAUUCGAUAUGGGAAGGAUUAUUAUGCAACCUCUGAAACCAACUACAUCCGCAAAGUAGAUCCUGUGACUCUGGAGACUCAGGACAAGGUUGACUACAUGAAAUACCUUGCUGUGAACCUGGUGACAUCCCAUCCACAUUACGAUAAAGACGGAACAACCUACAACAUGGGAACUUCAAUAGCGGAGAAGGGAAAGACUAAAUACACCUUAUUCAAGGUUCCAGACACUACUGCGGGAGGUACACUACCAGUCAAAAAUAAGGCCAAUGCUUCUCCAGCCUUGAAGAACCUUGAGGUGAUCUGCACAGUGCCCUGCCGCUCCCUCCUCAGCCCCAGCUACUACCACAGCUUCGGCAUGACUGACAACUACUUCAUCUUUAUUGAGCAGCCAUUCAAACUGGACAUCCUCAAGAUGGCCACAGCAUACAUGAGAGGGGUCAACUGGGCUAGUUGUCUAAAGUUUUUCCCUGAGGAAAAUACCCUGAUUCACCUGAUCGAUAGAAAGACAGGCAAAGAAGUGGGCAUAAAGUACUACACAGGGGCAAUGAUAGUGUACCAUCACGUGAAUGCCUUUGAAGAGGAUGGUCAUGUCAUCUUUGAUGUUAUCGCCUAUGAAGAUCCCAGCUUAUACAACAUGUUCUACCUAAAUGUGUUAAAAGAACAAUCAAAGACCUCAAUGUCUGUGCCAAAGUGCAAAAGAUUUGCCCUUCCUGUACAGACUGACAAGGGGAUUGAUGUUGGAGAUGAUAUGGUGAAACUCCAAUACACAACAGCCAGCGCUGUGAAAGAGAAAGAGGGUAAACUACUCUGCCAGCCAGAGGUGCUUUGUGACAGUGUGGAACUACCCAGGAUCAAUUAUGACUUCAAUGGCAAGAAGUACAGAUUUGUCUACAUGACUUGUGUUGCAAUGACAGCAGUGGCAACUAAGAUCAUGAAGUUGGACAUUGAGACAAAGGAGAGGACUGAAUGGAGUGAGGAGAACUGCUGGCCAUCAGAGCCUGUGUUCAUUCCAAGACCCAACGGAGAAGGAGAGGAUGAUGGUGUGAUCUUGACAACAGUCAUCAACUCCAAUCCAGGGGAAUCUGGCUUCAUCUUGGUGCUGGAUGCAAAGUCUUUCAAGGAGGUAGCUCGAGCAUAUAUAAAUGCAGAGAUUCACAUGGACAUGCAUGGAUACUUCAUCCCAAUGGAAAAUUAGUAUGACAAAGAAAUGAUUUACUCCAAGAGUAGCCUACUACCCUCCACAAAGAAAUAGACACUAUGGGAAACGAUAGGGAUAGUAUUAGAUACUUUAAAUACCAAAGUGCCCUGUAAAUGUUUUCUUAACAAUGUCCCAGUGCUGAUAUUGCUAUAUUUUGCACAACACAUGUGAGCAGUUAUCUAUGGACUAAUGCCAGUGUAGUCUUGAAUUUGUCUAUAUCUCAAGGGAACCCAUUAUGGAUAUCCUCAAAAUCAUCUACCCAUGAAAUAUUUAAGAAAAUAUUUUAGCGUUUUGCUAACUAAGUAUAUAACACACCAAUCACAUAAAUAUGUAUUUUAUUGUUCAUGUUUUUAUGUAGUUUUGUCCUGUAUAGCAUUGUCAAUGAAAAUCCUUAUAAUACAAAUUAUUGUACCAUUUGUUGUUAUUUAAUUAGGCCUAAUAAAGUGUGAAAGGAGUGAUGGUUGUCUCCGGUCCAUAAGAGGGCGCCAGUUACCCCAAAGUGAGUUUACGUUGAUGUUUGCGUGACUCUAAUACCUACGUCAUAUUGUGGAGACGACCAUCAACAUUGUUGACAUCGAGGCGCGGUUUUUGUUAUAACCUCAAUGCGAGGUUCAUGACUUUUUUAUAAACGUGUGGUGUAUUACUGUUCAUUAUUGUUUUAUCUCCAUUAAAGUACUUGGUCACGA